Oncorhynchus gorbuscha (pink salmon) is the source of this 2347-nucleotide messenger RNA. RefSeq names its product spindlin-Z-like. Gene Ontology annotation, biological process: gamete generation. The coding region runs from base 260 to 1042 and encodes 260 amino acids. The transcript is spliced from 7 exons. NCBI's taxonomy places the organism in Eukaryota, Metazoa, Chordata, Actinopteri, Salmoniformes, Salmonidae. The record is from RefSeq and is a predicted model, not a curated record.
UGGAUACGGUCAUAGCUUUAGGGUUGCAUACAAACGGAGCUGGAGGAAAUGCGAGAGGGAACCAAUUAAUUCGAUUUACAAUUCAUCGGGAAUGACAGGAAUGAUACCCAUAUCCGAGUCUGCUUUCCUGCACUGGAUGGCAGUGAUCCUCCCACCUAGUGCCACCACCUGCAUUCUGUCCCUCUCUCUCCUGAUUCCCUAGUAGAUACAUUGUCACCCUAUAGUCUGGUAGCCUGGCUGCUCACCUACAUGUAUAUCAAUGAAGACCCCAUUUGGAAAGACGCCAGGCCAGCGCCCCAGAGCUGAUGGGGGUAAUACUGGGGUAUCUGCAAAUCUGAUCAAGAGGAAAAAUUCCCACAAGAAGCAGAAGAAUGUUGGUCCAAGCAAGCCUAUUGCCCAACCCAGACGAAACAUAGUGGGUUGCAGGAUAACGCACCAAUGGAAGGAAGACACCAAGGUUUCCCAGUGGAAAGGAACAGUUCUCGAUCAAGUCCCUGUCAACCCAUCUCUCUACCUGAUCAAGUAUGAUGGAUUUGACUGCAUCUAUGGACUUGAGCUUCACAAAGAUGAGAGGGUGCAAGGCCUGGAGGUUUUACCAGACAGAGUUGCUCCAGCUCGUGUCAGUGAUGCACAGCUAGCAGAAACCAUGAUAGGCAAAGCAGUGGAGCACAUGUUUGAGCAAGAUGAAGGACCAAAGGAGGAGUGGAGGGGCAUGGUGCUAGCACGGGCUCCCAUUAUGAACACAUGGUUCUACAUCACUUACGAAAAGGACCCUGUUUUGUACAUGUACCAGCUCUUGGAUGACUACAAAGAGGGGGAUCUCCGGAUAAUGCCUGAUUCAAAUGACUCGACCCCAUCAGAGAGAGAGCCUGGCGAAGUGGUGGAUAGCCUUGUUGGCAAACAAGUGGAAUAUGCCAAAGAGGAUGGCGGCAAAAGGACAGGCAUGGUUAUCCAUCAGGUUGAUGCCAAACCCUCUGUGUAUUUCAUCAAGUUUGAUGACGACUUUCACAUCUACGUCUACGAUUUAGUAAAAACGUCUUAGGGCAUUGAGAAAAUCAUUGAUUCACAGACCGUGGCAAAUGUUUUCAGGAUUUCUUUGAGACAAGACAAUUCCUUCACAGGCUACGAAUGUGAAACUUGUCAUUUUCUGUGUCACUGCUUCCAAUGCGAAAGCUAUUAGUGUACUUUGUCUGAAGUCCACUUUUGUUUGAAAAGAAGAGACCUCUGCAGAAUUCACCAUGUCUGAACAUUUACUCUGUUCAAUUGGGCCAGACACCAGGAGCCUAAUCCCAAAGUUUUUCUUAACAUGAAAGAAAAGUGAGAAUUUUGUGGGGGGUUUUCUUGUCUAUGAUGCUGUAAAUGAAUUAUUGUGAGGUUCUCGUAACAUGUUUCUACCACUUUUGUUGACUUGUGGGUUUAACAUCCUCAAAAUUUAGCAUGCAUCAGUCUAAAAGCUGUGGUCCUUUGUAGCUCAGUUGGUAGAGCAGGGUAGUGGAUUCGAUUCCCCCAUCCAUAUGUCAAAUGUAUGCACACGUGACUAAGUCGCUUUGGAUAAAAGCGUCUGCUAAAAUGGCACAUUACUGUAUCAGUCAAACCUAGUAAUCAGUUUAAAAAGAAAGGUAUUACAUGAAAUUCUGUGAUUUAAUUUUAUUCCUUAAUUCUCUACUUGUAUGAACUGCCAUUGUGAAAUUGUCCUUCACAUAAGUCUAGUUUCUGAGACCAAGGAAAUCCAAGAGCUUCUUCCUUUUAGUUUUUAAUCAGUGCUAUUUUAUGUCGGCCACACUUGCAUUCUCCCGAAAUGGGUGUCUAGACCUCUACUACUCUGUAAAAUCUAAAUUGUAUUAGAGUAAUUUGGCUGAUUGGUUGUGCAAAGUUCAUCAAUUAUUUUAAUUCUAAUAUUUUUUGUUUACUGUGGCUUUUAGAUUUGAUUUUAAUUUCCUUCAACCUGAAAUGAUUAGUUUUGUUAUUUAAUACUCUAUCAUCCAAAUCUGAUUUCAAAUUUGUAUUAUCACAUUUCAUUCUUACUCCUUUUCUAGAGCUACUGUAUUGCAACUUUGUUGUCAAAAACACUAAAAGGAUAAUGAUUGAUACACAUAACUAACUAUACACUGAGUGGACAAAACAUUAAGAACACCUUCCUAACACUGAGCUCCACCUACUACCAUACCCCGCCCUGGCACCUACUAACCUCAUCCAUUGGCACUUAAAUGGGCACUUGCCUAUUCACCCUUUGAAUGGCAUUUACAUUACAUUACAUACAUUUAAGUCAUUUAGCAGACGCUCUUAUCCAGAGCGACUUACAAAUUGGUGCAUUCACCUUAUGACAUCCAGUGGAACAGUCACUUGG